GCAACAAACUAAAAUUAUAGUACUAGUAGGAGUAUUUUCUUUUUUUGUUAAUACACCGAAAUCAUAUAAUUAGACACAAAUCCAAUUUCAUUCCAAAGCGGCUAAGGUUUUGUACGGCAUUAUCCUUCAAAUCAAAUUCACAUAAAUCAUUCUCGGGUUUUGGAUAUCGGCAAAUUCGCCGACGUUGAAGUUUUCGAUCCCGAUCAGGUUCCAGCGACAAUGAAGCUAUCGUUUUCUCUCUCUUCAAAGCCAUCUUCAAACCUAAAAAAGCAGCCACCGUCUUCUUCUCAGACCUUUUCCGCCGACGAUCCCCGCAGCUCCACCAACCCCACCGAUAAAGAGUACGUCACCGAAUUUGACCCGUCCAAACCUCCGGCGAGUUCCACCAAAGACGCACUCAUAAUACCUCCAAAACCCAACGAAUGGCGCCCUAUCAAACGGAUGAAAAAUCUUGAACUCCCUCUCCAACCCGAUUCCGCCGCUACCGCCGAUCAACCGCUCCAAUUCGAACUUGACACUGGCGGCACUGCUGUCGAUCCGUCGUCAGAUUCCAUCUCUUACGGCCUCAAUCUCCGCCAAUCCGAAAACCCUAACCCUAACACUGACCCUAACCCCAGCCAAAUGAUUGAUCCGAUGGCGCGUCAGUUUAAAGAAGAUAUGAAGAGGUUACCAGAUCAUAACGGAAUAGAUGAAUUUACUGAUAUGCCGGUGGAGGAAUUUGGGGCUGCUUUGUUGAAAGGUUAUGGGUGGGUUGAAGGUAGAGGGAUAGGUAGGAAUGCUAAAGAAGAUGUUAAAGCUGUUGAGUAUAAAAGGUGGACAGCAAAAGAAGGCAUUGGAUUCACGCCUGAAAUACCAGAACCAAAACAAAGUAGUAAGAAGGGUGAAGGAGGUGUUAAGGGAAAUCAUAGUGAUGUUAAUGGUGGGAAGAAAGAUAGGGAAAAAGGAGGGAAAGGAAUAUGUGUAGGGAAGGAAGUGAGGGUAGUGAGAGGAAAAGAAAUGGGAAUGAAAGGAAGAGUUUUGGAGGUGAAAAGCGGCGGGGAUUUAGUAAUUUUAAAGCUUGCGAAACGAGACGAAGAGGUGAAACUUCAGGCACGGGACGUGGCUGAAUUGGGUUCAGUGGAAGAGGAGAGGUGUUUGAAAAAGUUGAAAGAAUUGAAGAUUAAAGAAGAAAAGAGUAAUAGUAGUGAUGGGGUUAGAAAGCAGUCUUUUGAUGGUAGAAGUAGAGAUGAAGCGACAACGGAGCGGAAAAAGGACAGCAGAAGAAGUAGAGAUGAAAAGCGAGAUAAAGUAUCUUGGCUUGCUAGUCACAUUAGAGUUAGGAUUAUAAGUAGGGAUUUGAAAAGGGGAAGGUUGUAUCUAAAGAAAGGUGAAAUUAUGGAUGUGGUUGGGCCGACGACUUGUGAUAUAUGUAUGGAUGAAACUAGGGAGUUGAUACAAAGUGUGGAUCAGGACUUGCUUGAGACAGCUCUGCCAAAGCGUGGUGGUCCCGUUCUGGUUCUGUAUGGCAGGCACAAAGGUGUUUAUGGACACUUGGUUGAUAAGGAUAGUGAGGAUGAGACUGCAACUGUCCGAGAUGGCGAUACGAAGGAGUUACUCAAAGUGCGACUUGAACAAAUUGCUGAGUAUACUGGAGACCCGAGCUAUAUUGGUUAUUGAUCCAGUCCUCGUGAGUAGAAUUUGCAUUGGCAUGAUUAGGAAUUACUAUUCAAAUCAAUGGAAAUGCUGAAUCAUGGAUGUUCGUUAAUGAAGUCAUAGUUGCUGAAGAGGACUCCCAUGUUUGCUAAUACUCGAUCUGUCUUAACUCAUGUUCAUUGUACAUUUGUUGAAAACCCGUUGAUAGACCCUUGAAUUUCUUAACUCGAAUUUUGUGGUGCGCGAGAUGUCAUAGUUGCCAAAGACGAGCCCCAUGUUGCGCAACAAGUCAUAGUUGCCUAAGAGGACUCCCAUGUUGCUAAUACUCCAUAUAUUUUAGCUCAUCUUCAUUGUACAUUUGUUGAAAAUCCUUAGAGACCUUGAAUUUCAUAUUUUUAUGAGGUUUUUAAUUUGUGUUG
Messenger RNA from Nicotiana attenuata, 2051 nucleotides. Its product is annotated as protein MOS2. The transcript has 2 exons. Gene Ontology annotation, biological process: mRNA splicing, via spliceosome. Gene Ontology annotation, molecular function: nucleic acid binding. The record is from RefSeq and is a predicted model, not a curated record. Lineage: Eukaryota; Viridiplantae; Streptophyta; Magnoliopsida; Solanales; Solanaceae. The coding region runs from base 220 to 1656 and encodes 478 amino acids. Gene Ontology annotation, cellular component: spliceosomal complex.